AUGGUGCGCAAAGUGCUCUACCCUUCCACUGAAUAUGCCCGGCACCUCCUCCGAUUAGGCUUGGCAGUCGCGUGUAUCUGGAUCCUCACCGGAAGGUGUUCUAAUGGAGGGCACGCUCGUACGGUCCCAGUGACCUUCUAUAGCCCUUCUCCCUACCUGUAUGCGGUUCCGACAUAUUCAACGGGGCCUCUACAAGUCCCCUCGUCUCUCCAGUCGGACACUCGCUCCAUAAUUAACCCAGCUAGUUCGGGCGGACACGGUCAAGCAAGGGUCCCUAUAUCUCAUCUCACCAGCACACACAUUGCCUGGAUGCCGCGAGUUCCUCCAAGCGUCUCUGGGCCUAUGCCAGCUAACGAUGUAGCCGCGGUUCCCUAUUCGUCUGCUGCUGUUCCAUCAACCAAAGAGCAACUACAUACACCAGCCCCCCCCAUGGGAAUGGGCUCGUUAACCGUGCGAGAUGAAGCGGAUUCUUUAGAGAGACAGAUUGUCACAGGAACUUCCAGGGUACAACAGAUGCCGGGACCUCCGUCAACAUCCCUCCGUCCCGAGAAUUACCAAAGGUAUGAGGCGGAUGGGGUCCACAAUGGAGAGUUAACUAGGAGCGAAGCAAGAUUGCGUCUAUCUUUGCUCUCAGAUUCCGUGGCCGAGGCAUCCCCAACGAUUCCUUCUGUCCCUCACUUUCCCGGAGUGAAUGUAGUACCGCCAAUAGGGGGACCUGUGCAACCAUCGCCGUGGACGGAAUACUCGAGACUCAACCAGCAACCCUACAGGCUUGCCCAUACGGAUACACCAUUUCAGCAACAGAUGCUUCCUUUACCGCGGCAUCAGCCUUCUUCAAGCUCAACAGCUGAUGCUUAUAUCUCGCCGACAAAUGUGGCAGCUUCCGCUCUACCGGGCACAAUGCUGCUUCCUGCAGAACACUACAGGGGUGGAAGCCUGCCUGUAAAUCCGUUGACUGUAGCCCAGAUCAUAGUCAGUAGGCUGAUUCUGCAAGACGAACGCUUUGUGCACGAUUUGUUGGUUAGGCACGGCCCGGAUCUGACGGAUAUCUCCACCGGAGAGGUGGUUCAGGCCCUUGCAUCAUCUGAUCCUGCUUUGGGACGCCUCUCUCAGUUUUUCCGCAGACACCUCGGACCAACUUUAGAGUUACUGAAGGAUGCCCAUAAAACGCUUGUUGAGCCACAUUUGUCAGGAGGGGAAAAACGAUUAGAAGGAGCCCAAGAAGAGGAGCAAGCAGGCGAAGUCGCAGCGCACAUUGUGAGCUUUGUGGAAAAUGACCCAGUCUUACACACACUGUCUGACAUUGUAGUUAAUCGCGUGCUCCCCGGAAUUGAGGCAUUUGUCGAUGAGGACGCAGGCAUCAAAAGAGAUUCUUCCCCUGCAGCGGUUGUGAUUUAA
Molecule: messenger RNA, 1398 nt
Organism: Neospora caninum
Lineage: Eukaryota; Apicomplexa; Conoidasida; Eucoccidiorida; Sarcocystidae
Exons: 3
Coding region: 1-1398 (465 amino acids)
Source: RefSeq, a predicted model, not a curated record